Molecule: messenger RNA, 6817 nt
Organism: Syngnathoides biaculeatus (alligator pipefish)
Lineage: Eukaryota; Metazoa; Chordata; Actinopteri; Syngnathiformes; Syngnathidae
Gene: mcf2a
Product: MCF.2 cell line derived transforming sequence a
Exons: 31
Coding region: 250-3717 (1155 amino acids)
Biological process (GO): dendrite development; intracellular signal transduction
Cellular component (GO): cytoplasm
Molecular function (GO): guanyl-nucleotide exchange factor activity; protein binding
Source: RefSeq, a predicted model, not a curated record
ACGGAAGGAAUCAUGUUUGUUGUGAGCGAUCGAACAGCUGAUUGAGCGUUUGUUUUUCUUCCCGAGCAGAAGCGCCGCGUGGAGUUCAAGGUCAGCGAGUUCCGGCAAGCUUGAAUGAACCCCGGCCGGACACGCUGGCGCUCACCCGCGAGCUGCGCGUGUAGAACUGCAGAGAGGAUGUGACGGGAUCCGGAUCGCUCGUCUGGUUGCGUUCCGGCCGCCGGCGAGUAGGGUUGGGGGGUCGGGGGGAUGGGCCCGGCCUCCGCGCUGGAGGAGUCCAGCAUGGCCGAGACCGCCGAGGAGAUGGAGAGUUACGGCUGCCUCGUGCGGGCCGGAUCCCAGCUCGAGAGCACGCUGCAACAGGUCACCGUCCCCUUGAGCAUGAAGGAAGUCGGCGGCUACAUCGAGAAAAAGGUUGCGUACCUCUCGGGUGGUCGCGGGGAAGACUCCAGCGUCAUCAUCACGCUGCCGGAAAGUUCUGCCUUCAGGGACAUCCCGGAGGAGGCCUUGGCCAAAGUCUUCACGUACCUGACGCUCAUCCCUCGAACCAGGCAACCUGGAGUGAAGUUCAUCAUCAUUUUAGACCGGAGAUUGGACACAUGGGCUUCUAUCAAGACCGCCUUGGCCAGAAUCGCAGCCUCCUUUCCCGGGAACCUCCACCUGGUCCUGGUCCUCCGACCCACCAGCUUCUUCCACCGCACCGUCACCGACAUCGGCUUUCGCUUCAGUCAAGAGAACUUCAUGCUCAAAAUGCCGGUGGUGAUGCUGAGCUCCGUCACAGAUCUGCUGAAGUACAUCAACGAAAACCAGCUGACGUCGGAAUUCGGAGGGACUCUGGACUACUGUCACAGCGACUGGAUUGUUUUGAGAACGGCUAUAGAAAGUUUUGCGGUGACCGUCAAAGACGUGGCACACACGCUGCAGGCCUUCGGCAAUGAGCUGGCCGAGUCCGCCGUGCCCCGCGACGGCGACGCCGUCCAGAGUCUGCUGGAGUCUCACAAUGGAAAAUACAGGAAGCUCAAAGAGGCAAUUGGAUCUUUGUCCAAAGAGGGGCAACAUCUCCUCUCAAGUCUGGAGUCCACCACCAGCGCCAGGCACAGCGAAGACCCUGAUUGGGACGUCCACCUGGACUGGGAGACGGUUCAACGGCUGCUGGCUCAAGUCCGAGACAUGGAGUUGGCCUUCGACGGCUACUUCGAGAAGCACCGGCUGAAACUGCACCAGUACCUGCAGUUGCUCCGAUACGAGCAAAGCUUUCAAGAGAUGCAGUCGUGUCUGUCACGCGCGUCGUCUCAGCAGAGCGCGCUGCCCACGACCGUCGACACGCCGGCCCAAGUCGAGCAGGCCCUCGAGCAGCUGGACGCCGUGGAAACGUUUGCUCAGGAAGUGACGUCACGCGCCCAGGUCGUCAUCCUGCACGGGCACCGGCUGUCGGCGGGCCACCAUUACGCCACGGCUCUCAUUAUGCAACGCUGCAAUGAGCUGCGGCACGGCUGCGACGGCCUCAGCGGCGCUCUGGCGAGCAAACGCCAUCAUCUCCUGCAAGCGCAGCGGCUGCUGAUGUCGCUGGACCAGGCCCAGGCCUGGUCUGACGACGGAGCCUACCUGUUGGCCAAUCAGCUGGUGGAGAAGUUCCAAUCCAAGGAGGGGGCGCAGACCGCUUUGAAAGCCAUCGAGAGCUUUCUCGAGGGCUCGCCGCCCAUAACGGCAUCUGGACCUGAGGUUCUGGCUCUGGAGUAUGAAGCUGUCAUGACCCCUCAGCUGCAGGAGAAGAUCAAUAAAACCUUUGAGAAGCACGCCGCCGUGCAGCAGAUGAUCCAGAACCGACGGGCCGGCCUGAGGAAGCUCGCCGACAAACACGUCCGCCCGGUCCAGUUGGUGGCCCCCCGUGCUGAGAACCCCCCUCACUCUAAAUCGCCGAUCUUCUCUCCCAAGCAUUCCGACGGUUUAAAAUUCACGUUUGAUCUCCCGCUGCCCGGAAAGAGGGCGUCCCGAAAAGGCCCCAACACUCCCAAAAUCGAAGUGAUUCACGACUACCGGGACAGCCGCAGCUGUGUGUCGUACGGCGUGGACGGAGAAGACAGCCCGGACGUCCUCAAGCGUCACGUGAUACGGGAGCUGAUCGAGACGGAGCGGAUCUACGUGGAAGAGCUGCUGUCGGUCCUUCUGGGCUACAAAGCCGAGAUGGACAACCCGCUUCUGGUGGCCCUCCUGCCGCCCGUGCUGCGGGCCCGGAGAGGCACCCUCUUCGGAAACAUGCCCGACAUCUACAACUUUCACAGCAGGAUGUUUCUCCAGGACCUUGAAGGAUGUCUGGAUACUCCUGAAGGUGUGGGAAUUUGCUUUCUUUCCAGGAAAGAGAACUUCCAAAUGUACGAGCGCUACUGUCAGAAUAAACCCCGAUCCGACGCUCUGUGGCGACAGGUCUCGGAUUGCGCCUUCUUCCAGGAGUGUCAGAAGAGGCUCGGCCACAAACUGGGUCUGGACUCUUACCUGCUGAAACCGGUCCAGCGCCUCACCAAAUAUCAACUGCUGCUCAAGGAGCUGCUGAAACACAGCACCGAGUGCGAAGGAUCGUCGGAGCUGCAGGGGGCGCUAACGGCCAUGCUGGACCUCCUCAAAUCGGUCAACGACUCCAUGCAUCAGAUAGCCAUCACGGGAUAUGAGGGUGAUAUUUGCGAGCUGGGCCGCGUGCUGAUGCAAGGCUCGUUCAGUGUGUGGAUCAGCCACAAGAGAGGCGCCACGCGCAUGAAGGAGCUGGCCCGCUUCAAGCCCAUGCAGCGCCACCUCUUCCUCUACGAGAGCGCGAUGCUCUUCUGCAAGAGGCGGGAGGAGCACGGCGACGGCCGCGACAAGACGCCCUCGUACGGCUUCAAGCACUGCAUAAAGAUGACUGCUGUGGGGAUCACGGAGAACGUCAAAGGAGAUCCAAGGAAGUUUGAGAUCUGGUCCAGCGGCAGGGAGGAGGUCUACGUGGUUCAGGCUUCCAGCGUGGAGGUGAAGACGUCGUGGCUCAGCGAGCUGCGGCGAAUUUUGACCAACCAGCAGAAGUUGCUCCGAGACGAGCUUCAUCAAAACGGACAACUGCUCGAGCACACGAAUCUUUCUCCACCACCUUGUGAGAGAUCUUGCCAUCAGCUUUCCCCAUGCUAUCGAAACACACGACCGCAGUUCAUCCUGCAUCUGUGGAGAAGCUUGCACACAUCCGCUCCGAUGUCCCAUCAUCCCGUCCUGCGGAGUCGCUCAUUCAGCAAGCAGCAGAGGGUGUCGGUGAGCUCGGAGGACACCGAGUCGGGAAAGAGCAGUCCGGACGCCCAGCGGCGUGCCCCCAAGUACCGGCUCAACCGCAGGAGCUGGCCGGGAGCUCAUCAUCAACCGGUGAACAUCCACAAGGGUCUGGACCAAACUAGUGGCAGCCAGGACGUUUUCCACCAGCCCGACGCGCAGCUGGUGAAACUGUCUCGGGGCAGGUAUCGGGCCUUGGCCGACUGCCUCCAAAACGGACCCGACAGUGUCCUCGUCAAAUGCGGCGACGUCAUCCAGCUGAUGUGGGAAGACAACAAAGGCCGCUGGCUCGUGAAGAAUCUGAGUCGACACCAAGAUGGCUUCGUCGCGUCCGCUAGCCUGCAAGUGACCAUAAGGGGGAGCAGUCGAGGCGCCUCCUCCAGACUCAGGGAAAUGGGCAACGUCAGGGCGAGAAAACUCAGUUCUCCGUAGAGAGAAAGUGAUCAGUCCACAAAGGCAGGUCCACUCCUCGCUCCGUGGCACGUCAUCUCGUUCGCUGCCAUCGACGGCUAUGUCAGUCAUGUAGCCGUGUUUGCCGGGAGGGCGGGCGGUGAAUGUCCAAGAGGUGGCGCUCAUAUCCCGACGGGUUCGGAUCGACAAUCCGUACCGGUGUUUCCUCAUCGCGCUGAUCUAUUGUCAACGUACGCCAAGCACAAAGACUGUUGGUGAGAUGCGUCCUUUGCUACAAUUCCAAACUACGGCUAUGCGGCUUUACCGAACGGACGAUCAGUCCAGGACUCUGCGCUGGAUUUCCUGCUGCGUUAUCGUACAUUUGACUGUACACAUCAUCAUAGACGAAAUGUCUUGAAGAAAAUCAUGUUAAAUCAUAUUAAUCGGGUUGCUCUGAUCUCAACUGCAUUUCUCCUCGGAACCUCCAGAGGGCAUUCUGUACUUUCGUGGUAUCUGAGGGCCGCUACAAACAACAUUUUGUAGUUUUUUUUUUUUUUUUUUAGACAUCCGGUCACAUCACACUCCUUUUCUACGGGAACGUUUACCCAUUUGUAUCAGUCCUUCCUUUCUUCUGCCUCAUGUGCUCUUCUGUGUGCGAGUGCCAAAAUAAGGUUUUUCACUGGGGUUUUUCCAUCUCUCGAGGCAGCCUAUCGUCUACGAUUUUGUUUUAUUUUGUAAGAAUCACGACGACAAUCUCAGAUACAAGUGAGGAGUUUGUUCUUUGUGUGGAUUUUGCUGUCGUUCGCAUUCGUGGCUUAUAUGAACGGGACACACAACCCCAGAACCUCAGCAACGAUCAUUGUAAAAUUAUUGUGACCGACGCGUUUCAGACACACCACUGAUAGGUGGAAAAAAAAAACCUGACAGUUAGCUUUAUAAUUUCCUUAUAUUGUUUAUAUUAUAAAAGAAACAAACUCCAGCAGUGGAUAAUCGUGAAAAGCAUAGUCAGCAACUCACUCCGGCGCAGCGAGUGAUUGACCCUUGGACACACGCAGCUCACUGCAGUGAAAACACUUUUGACGUUCUUGUCGGGAAGGUGUUGAAGCGCUACAUGUGCCGCUGUAUUAUUUUUUUAAAAAUGAAAUUCACAAACAACAUGGCACGGUUGUUAAGGAAGAAACCGCUUGCCCUGGCCAACGUGCAGUUUCUAUAUGCAGUAAAGCCUCGGUUCUCGGACGUCGCAGUUUUCAAAGAAAUCGGCUUUUGAACGACAAUUUCAAGAUUUUUUUUGCUUCUGUUAUGGAACGGAAUUUGGUACUCAAAUGCCCCCGCAAAACCCGGAAAUAACAUUUUGCGCGCGGCCAGACCAGGUGACCCACGACGUGCUUUGUUGUGAAUUCCCACGCCGCCGAAAAAAACCUUGAAAUAGCAUAAUGCGCGCGGCGCAAGUAGCUGACCCACCCACGACGCGUUUUGUUAUUGUCAAUUCAAACGCCCGCCGAAAAAAAAAAAACCAACCCGGAAAUGACAUAACGCGUGCGGCACAGCCAGCGCACUUUUGUUAUUCUGCACAACGCAGCCUCUGUACACAGACGUGUCCUGGUUGUGACUGUUUUUCUUCUUAUCGAGGACUACUGUAUUAACCCCCAAUCAUGGCGCCAAAGAAGCCAAAUUGCUUGUUUACAGUUAUUCUGCACUUUUGUUAAUAAGAAAAAUUGACAAGGCUGGAGGCUGAGUCGCUACAGAUAUGGCAAUGCACUCCCAGUCUAGCGUACUCUACUACUAAAGCAUACAUUUUAAGCAAAAAAUAAAUAUAUUUCUUAAAUUAUUUUGUUAUAUCAAGUAUUUAAACUAUAUAUGUAUUUCUACGAUGUAGUUUAUUAUCAGGAAAAGCUAAAGAAAUGCUUUAAAAAGCCCAUUUUAUUAAGGUUUGCAACGCAUUAUUUCUUUUUCCGUUCAUUGUAAUGGGAAACAUUGAUUUGGUUUUCGAACAAAUCACUUCUCGAACCGUUUUCUGGAAUGUAUUUUGUUCGAGAACCGAGGCCUCACUAUAAUAGGAAUACACAAAGAGGAAACGGUCAAGAAAUAAAGGAAAGGCUGCGGAGAAUGUUUGCUAUUAUCAUUCAUCAAUUGCGCUCAUGUAUUUCAGUGACAGAGACUCUUCACACUUUUCCACCGUUUCAUAAUGAAAUCAUAAAUAUAGUUGUCCCACACCAUAUUACGAUUCACCGUUUGCAUAUUUUCUUUAUUGUAUUUAUGAUCUCAGAUUAGUUGCUAUAUCGUAGAAAUUUUCGUCUAUUUUAAAAUCUCACGUUCAGUAGCGCUCUGUAAUGGCCGCCAUCUUGUGGCGCUACACUGAAAUCACGCAACCGAACUGCUGUGGCGGGGGCUGGCGUCACUGUUCAUAUUUUAAAGAUGGAUGCAAGCGACCAAGUGCUCCUUACUUCCCGUUGUUAGCCCCGCCCACGUUGGCCGAUUUUUAUCUGUGAGAGGAUCAUGAUAUAUGAACGCGUGUUCAACACUUCAUGAAAUAUUGAUGGAAUACUUACAUAAAUUUUUUCCAAAUCCGAUUGAGGCCUCCCGCCGAGGAGCGGCUUCGGAACGUCCGCGGCGUUUGAUAUGGAAAUCCGUCUCGGGAAGCACUAAGCUCCUUUUUCACGUGACGUUUCCUCAGUUGAAAUAUGAAUUUUUCCUUUUUCCACUUUGUAAGCCGUCACGUCUCCGUUUAUUCGUUAAGAGCCGCGAUUGCUUGAAUGAGCUGAUAUUUAUUUUGUGCUUGCUUUCCUCCCCCCAAAAAAUGCUGCAGAUUUUUGCACAGAUUUUCCAAACUCUGAAAACAUUUUCAAAAUAAAAGCUGGAGGCUUGGAUUCAUCUGUGAGCCAGGAAGCCUAAACUCAGCGAUGAAUGUUUCUUUGAUGAAGAAUGGGCAGAUUUAUAUUUUUAGCUACAAAUCUGAUUCAUCAAAAUUCAUUUAUUCGUUUUCCUUUCCCCUUAUCCUGUUCAAUAUACUGAGAUGAAUAUUUAUUUCGAUAACUGCUGUGUUAAUCAGGCUACACUUGAUAAUCACCGUUGUACAAAUGCCAUUUUGGUCCAUAAACGAAGAUUCAAUCAAUCUGUCCCCGUUUUGCAGCGUUUUGAUUAA